Erythranthe guttata (spotted monkey flower) is the source of this 683-nucleotide messenger RNA. The record is from RefSeq and is a predicted model, not a curated record. Lineage: Eukaryota; Viridiplantae; Streptophyta; Magnoliopsida; Lamiales; Phrymaceae.
AAUUUUUAAUUUUUACACAUAUCCCCAUAUUCUCGUGUCCUACUUUUUAGAAUACGUAAUUUUCCCGUAAUUCGCCGUAUCAUAUAAUAUGUGAACAACCCUAUAACUUUAUAAUUCCUUUUUUUUUUUCCCCGAUCGGUUUGGUGUGUGAUGAAGUAUGAAGGACAUAAUUGAAAGGUACAAUUUGCACUCAAAGAACCUUGAUGAGUUGGAGCAGCCAUCAGAGCAGCAGCUAGUCCGGGACAGCAACAAAGAAGUGGCUGAGAAAAGCCAUCAACUUAGGCGCAUGAGAGAAGAGGAACUUCAAGGAUUAAGUAUUGAUGAGUUGCAGUGUCUUGAGCAGUCAAUGGAAGCUGGAUUGAGGCGUAUUACGCAGAAAAAGGAGGAGAAAAUCAUGAGAGAGAUCAAUCAGCUUCAAGAAAAGAGAAUGCAACUCAUGGAAGGGAACAAACUAUUAAGACAACAGGUGGUGGAAAUAUCGAAUCCCGACUAGGACCAGCUUUGUCGCAGAACUACGGAGACCCAAAUUGGUAAAAUAGUAUUAGAGUUAUGGGCCUGGGUUUGGGAAAAACAAAUUACGUAUUGCGGACGAUUUGUUGUUUUUGGUCUGGGAAAACAAAAGGCAAAAGUGUCCGUUUAUUGAUGAUUUACAUGCUUAUGAAAAUCUACUUAUUUUGCCCGAA